AUUGAAAGCUCUAAAGUUUCAUUGUUAUAGAAAAAGAUAAAGCAAAUGUAUUUAAUUUUUUUUAAAGCUGAUAUCUAUUAUCUAUUAGUAUGUAUAAUAAAUUAUCGAAAUACCCCUGAUAUGGCAUCAGCCUUGAUGCUACGCUACACAAGAAAUCAAGGGUUUCUCAUAAACCCCAAAAGAACCCACUUCUAUUCAUCUCAAUCACCAUCUGAUUAUUAUUCAUUCAAAGAUAGCAGCAUACUCAAUCUUAUACACAACUUGACCCGAUUCUACCAGAUCCAGACCCGAUUCAUAACCUCCGGAUUGCUCCAAAACCCAUCAAUUGCUGGCCGAAUUUUGAAGCUUUCUUUAACCUUUUGCGACAUUGAUUACACUUUACUUCUCUUCAAAGGUAUUGAAUUUCCAGAUACUUAUUGUGUGAAUACUGUAAUCAAGGGCUAUUGUUGCUCUUUGCCCCCCCAUAAAGUUGUGAACUUUUAUUGUGAAAUGGUUAGAAGAGAUGAUGGGGUUUUGUUUAAACCUAAUAGUUUUACUUUUCCACCUUUGAUUAGUGUGUGUGGGAAAUCAGGGGAUUUGUUGUUGGGUCAGGAGUGGCAUGGGCAGGCUGUCAAGGUUGGGGUUGAUACAAGUUUACAUGUGGAGAAUGCUUUGAUUCAUAUGUAUGCAGGUUGUGGCUCGAAUGAUGUUGCGUGGAAGGUGUUCGAUGAAAUGUCUGUGAGAGAUUUGGUGUCCUGGAACUCUAUGGUUGAUGGGUAUGCGAAAGUCGGUGAUAUGGGUAGUGCUCAUGGGUUGUUUGAUCGAAUGCCGGAGCGGAACGUGGUGUCGUGGAAUGUGUUGAUGAAGGGUUAUUUGGACGGGAAGAAUCCAGGGCUUGUGUUGAAGUUGUUUAGGACGAUGGUUAGGACGGGUGUUAUAUGGAAUGAUACGACGGUUGUGAGUGUGGUUACGGCUUGUGGCAGGUCGUGUAGGUUGAAAGAGGGGAGGUCGGUUCAUGGUUCGCUGAUUCGGAUGUCGGUGAAUGUGAGUUUGAUUAUUGGCACGGCUUUAAUCGAUAUGUAUAGUAAAUGUGGGAUACCAGACGUUGCUCAGGUUAUUUUUAACAGAAUGUUAGUUAAGAAUUUAGUAUGUUGGAAUGCGAUGAUUUCAGGGCAGUCGAUAUAUGGAAACGCGAAACACGGGCUUUGGUUAUUCGAUAAAAUGGUAGAGCGAGGCAAAUUCAUUCCGGAUGAAGCCUCUUAUGUAGGAGUACUAUGUGGUUGUGCGCGAUUAGGCUUGUUGGCAGACGCCAAAAACCAUUUUCUUGAAAUGACCGAUGUUUUUAACGUAAAACCCAAUUUCGCACACUAUUGGUGCAUGGCUAAUCUUUAUGCUAGCCAUGGUUUAGUUGAUGACGCGAUUAAAUUCUUGAAGAAUAUGCCAGUCGACGUUAAUAUGUCACCGCAAUCGUCAACGUGGGCUGGUUUACUAGGAUCGUGUCGGUUUAACGGUAACAUGACUGUAGGAGAACGAAUUGCAGAAGCUUUGAUUAAGGAUGACCCGUUGAAUCAUUCGUAUCAUGUGCUGCUUAUCGUAAUCUAUGCGGUAUCGGGGAGGUGGGAAGAUGUAUCUAGGAUGAAGUGUUUGAUGAUGGAGAGAGGAUUUAGUGUACCGGGUUUUAGUCUUGUAGAAUUGACUCAAAUAGUUAACGGUCUUGAAGUUGGAGAUAAAUGGGAAGAUAGCAUAUCUAAGCUCUACGAGCACGGAUAAUUUGAGGGUUUGUUUGGUUAGUUUGACCCCUCUUUGUUCCAUGGUUUAGUAACGGUCUCACUGAUACUCCGCUUGAUGGAAAACGGUGCGAGCGUUGUUGAAUUAUCCUAGUUUUGGUCCAAACCGUCUAACCAGCUCAUCUUGUUAGCUCUUCGUAAAUUAUUUACGUUACACUGAAAAUAAGAUACUCGAAUUGCAUAAUGCCCUUCUUUGUAAAUUAAUACUGUUUUCGCAAUUAUGGUUUAAGAAGUUAUUUAUUGGAAA
Molecule: messenger RNA, 2013 nt
Organism: Helianthus annuus (common sunflower)
Lineage: Eukaryota; Viridiplantae; Streptophyta; Magnoliopsida; Asterales; Asteraceae
Product: pentatricopeptide repeat-containing protein At3g51320-like
Exons: 1
Coding region: 46-1749 (567 amino acids)
Biological process (GO): RNA modification
Molecular function (GO): RNA binding; protein binding
Source: RefSeq, a predicted model, not a curated record